AUGCCGUUGAGGCUUCACUGGGCGAUUCUAAUCGUAUUGGCUUUCUCUGUCUCGAUAUCAGAAGGAAGUUCUUCUGCGCAGCUAAAGUCUUUCGUCUCCAAAACUGGGAGCAACGUUGUAAUUGGUGUGGAUGGUGGAACGGAGAGCAUCCGUGCCUGUUGUUUUGAUGCCGAAACUGGUGCUGUCGUGGGCAAAUCAUGUGCGUCAGCGUACAAGACCUAUCACCCGCAACCAGGGUGGGCCGAACAAAUGCCACAAGACUGGUGGGAAAAUCUUGGGGAAGCUGUCCGAGGUGCCGUCGCUUCCAUUUCCGAUUCGGAUUCGAAUAUUUGCGGAAUCUGCAUUGAUACCACGUGCUGUUCCGUUGUGGCAUUGGACGCUAAUAAGGAACCAUUGCGGCCAAGUCUGUUAUGGAUGGAUGCUCGAUCGGCAGCGCAAACGGUUGAGGUUAUGGAGAAAUGUAAGGGAGACCCGGCUCUGGAAGUCAAUUCGGGCGGCAAUGGUCCACUGAGUGCCGAAUGGAUGACACCAAAAUCUCUGUGGAUACGUCAAAAUGAACCAGAAAUAUGGGACAAGGCUGACACUAUUUGUGAAUACCAGGACUACAUCAAUUACAAAAUGACUGGGAAAAUGGUAGCCAGCUCUUGCAACGCUGCAGCGAGGUGGCAUUGGGACGGUGAAGAAUGCAUCAAUGAGAGCACAGAAGACGACCCUUUUCCGGGGAGGCCAACAUCGUUGUAUGAAAAGCUUGGAAUACCAGAACUUGCUUCCAAACUUCCAACAAUAUGCUUGCCAAUGGGAUCCUUGAUUGGUGGUCUGACGGAAGACGCAGCGGAACACUUGAAUCUCCCGGUUGGACUUCCAGUCUGUCAAGGCGGUCCAGAUGCAUUUGUUGGGAUGAUUGGCUUGGGGUGCAUUUAUCCCGGACAGCUUUGUCUCAUUACCGGUUCGUCACAUCUUCACUGCGUUGUCUCCUCGCUCCCCCAUCGAUCAGCCGGCAUCUGGGGAGCCUACAGAGGAGCGCCGUUGCCAGGAAUAAAUUUCGCAGAAGGUGGACAAUCAAGUACGGGAAGCAUUAUGUUCUGGGCUCGAAAGGUCUUAGGGGCUGAAGAAGUCGACUACGCCACCUUGGACUCUGAAGCAGAAAAGAUUCCACCAGGCUGCGAAGGCUUGGUGGCACUCGAGACUUUCCAAGGUUCAAGAACCCCAGAAACAGAUGCAUUGGCCCGAGGUGCUCUUUUGGGUCUUUCACUAUCUCACACUCGAGCACACAUUUGGCGGGCUUUCAUGGAAGCUGUAUGUUACGGAACACGAGGAUGCGUUGAAGGACUCGAAAAAGCAGGUCAUGCAUGUGAGGAGAUCAUUAUUGCUGGAGGAGCCACCCGAAGUAAACUCUGGCUGCAAAUGCAUGCUGAUGUGACGGGAAAGCCUGUGGUAGUAUGCGAGAACAGUGAGGCGCCAUUGCUAGGUUCAGCUAUCUUGGCAUCGUAUGGCGUUGGCGUCCAUGGGUGCAUCAGUGAUGCUGUGAAAGCAAUGGUUCGAACAAAGAUGCGUGUGGAACCAUCGUCAGAGCUAUCGCCCGAAUACACCAAUCUGUACAACAGCAUAUACUCUAAGGUGGGGCAAUGCGUCAAACCCAUCUCCCAUGCCAUUGCGCGACUUCGAGGAGGAGAUAGCUCCUAUGCCUCGGUGUCAGAGAUAGCCCCAAUAAUUUCACCAUCCUUGCUGGCAUGUGACUUUGCAAAUAUGAAGGCCGAAGUUUUGAGAUGCGUCAAAGCUGGAGCCCCCCGUCUGCAUGUCGAUAUUUUUGACUCGGUUGCAUUGGAUUCUCCCUGGGCGUUCACAUUUGGCCCACAAAUGGUAAAAGCAAUUCGAGAUUGCUCUCCCGAUGCCAUUCUCGACUUACACAUGUGCGUGUACAAGCCAGCUCGCUUCGUCGAUGCAAUGAAGGAGGCUGGGGCAGACCGAUUUAUUUUUCAGUUCGAGGCAAUGGCUGAUGAAGCAGAAGUACUGGAAUUGGCAAAACGAAUAACUGAUGCUGGAAUGAAAUGUGGGAUUAGCAUCAAUCCCGCAACAAGUGUGAGUACGCUUGAUUCCAUUCUAGCUUCAGGUCUUAUUUCGGUCGUAAAUCUACUGGCGGUGGAGCCAGGAUUUGGUGGUCAGAAGUUCAAUACUGUAAUUUUGGUCAAACUUGAGCAUCUUGUGCAGCUCCGACAAGAGAAAGGGUAUUCAUUUGAAAUUGGUGUUGAUGGAGGAGUCAACGAAAAAACAGUGCCACAAGUCGCGAAGGCCGACGUCCUUGUGGCAGGGACAUAUGUAUUUCGACACCCAGUAUCUUUGUCUCAGGGAGUCAUGGAUUUGUCCACUGCAGCAAAGAGCAGUACCGCUUACUUCUAG
Molecule: messenger RNA, 2397 nt
Organism: Cylindrotheca closterium
Lineage: Eukaryota; Bacillariophyta; Bacillariophyceae; Bacillariales; Bacillariaceae
Source: the annotation of a GenBank genome assembly